This is a messenger RNA of Frankliniella occidentalis (western flower thrips), 1263 nucleotides long. RefSeq lists its product as uncharacterized. The record is from RefSeq and is a predicted model, not a curated record. Bases 56 to 1132 code for a protein of 358 amino acids. Gene Ontology annotation, biological process: mitochondrial transcription; transcription elongation by mitochondrial RNA polymerase. The transcript has 8 exons. NCBI's taxonomy places the organism in Eukaryota, Metazoa, Arthropoda, Insecta, Thysanoptera, Thripidae. Gene Ontology annotation, molecular function: DNA polymerase processivity factor activity. Gene Ontology annotation, cellular component: mitochondrial nucleoid.
ACAUGGAGUCAAUGAUCUGUUAGGUUUAUCAGUGCUAUUAUUCGUAGGGAAUAUAAUGUUUUCUCGCGCUAACAUAUCCUUUCUUCACUCUGUGACGUGUUUGAGGGCACCACCCGUUGGUGCUCUAUGUCGGAAAAUAAUAAAUAUUUAUGGGGAACAAACAAAUUUAAACAUCAUCUCAAGAAACUUUAAUGUUACGAGAUCGUUGAGACUGAGGACGCUUUUCCCUGAAGAUGACCAAAAGAAAAUCAUAAACUCCGUCAAUGAGAUUCUUCAGAGGGAACAAAAACCUAAAGGAAUUCCAAUUCCUAAACGAGUUUUUACAUCAUUCUCAGAAAUUGGCCCUUUAGAAGACAUAAAUGAUUUAUUAGAAAAAUAUGAUCUAAGUUCAAAAAAUGCUGUAAAAUUGUGUUAUGCAAUUUUGGAGUCAGCUGACCAACCUGAUAUAGAAUCUGAAAAGAAACUAGUAAAAAAAAGAGGAAUUAGAUUGGAUCGUAAAUUAAAAAGCUUAAAAAAUUCAAUAAGCCCUGUAAUUGAGGAUCCCAGCGCUAUUACAAAAUUUACCGCUCUCACAGUUAGUGAUCAGGUUGUCAGUUUUGUAGUUCUAGAAUGUCAAGGAAGUAAUUGGAAGUCUCAGAACUUGGUUGAUUGGAAUGUCAUAGACGUGACUAAUUUACCACUAUUUGCUUGUGUGACUAAGAUAUGGAAUUCUCUUCCGAAUGAUGAUGUAUUUCUUGCAUACAACAUACCUUCUAGAGAACAAGUUGUUAUUCAAUGUAGAUUGUACGGAGCUGUAAUGUGUAUUUUGUGUGCAAAGAAUUCUUUUGAAGAUGUAAAUCAAAAGGUUUUUGAAAUGAGAGGUACUGCACCUCCACGUCAUUUCAAUUUAGUUGUUGGAAAUGAAAUAGUCUCUCCUUUGAGCAUGCUCUCCUCUGUCGUUGAAGGAAAGGAAGAAUCAACCCCUGAUGACCAUGUGUUUCGAAGAAGUGUGCGUGAAAUCAAUUUUUCAGCUAACGCUAGGGUUAAGUUUCAUGAAUUUGACGAUGUUAUGAAAGAAUCAAUUUCACAAAGUCUGAUUGUAGGCAAAGCAUUUGUGGAACUUUUGAAAGUUUGUCAUGAAAAAGAGAAUUGACCAAGUGAUAAGUAUGGAUUUAUUUCCCUUUGCCUAAACUAGAUGUAUUAGAAACCAGGCAAUAUUGUUUGGAUUGGAUGUAAUACUAUUAUGUCAGGAGGAAAGGUGAUUAAAUGCCACUGGGUCUACAA